Molecule: messenger RNA, 3576 nt
Organism: Sphaeramia orbicularis (orbiculate cardinalfish)
Lineage: Eukaryota; Metazoa; Chordata; Actinopteri; Kurtiformes; Apogonidae
Gene: dlc
Product: deltaC
Exons: 10
Coding region: 228-2264 (678 amino acids)
Biological process (GO): multicellular organism development; heterophilic cell-cell adhesion; establishment or maintenance of epithelial cell apical/basal polarity
Cellular component (GO): protein-containing complex; plasma membrane
Molecular function (GO): calcium ion binding
Source: RefSeq, a predicted model, not a curated record
UCAGAUCCUCAGUCCACAGUCCACUCGCGGAGCGGAUCUCUGCCUGCACGCGCGUGGUUUUCCUGCUUUGCUCGGGUCGGUUCUCCACACCUGGUUCUGGUUCUGGUUCGGAACAGUCCACGGGUUCGGUUGGUCUGUGUCCGUGUCUUUCUCACGCGCUCCGUGUCCUUCGGUCCCGUGUGGAUUGUGUUUUUUUGGACCGGUCUGGACCCCCGUGCCCUCGUGCCAUGGCGCGUCCGUUACUGCCGUGUGUCCUCCUGCUCGUGUCCGUGGAGACGGUCCUCUCCUCCGGUGUUUUCGAGCUGAAGAUCGACUCCUUCAGCAGCUCUCGCGCCGUCUGUCGGUCUCCCCCGGACUGUCAGAUCUUUUUCCGCGUGUGCCUCAAACAUUCUCAGGACGUCAUCAGUCCGGAGCCGCCGUGCACCUACGGGACCGCGCUCACGGAGAUCUUCGGUUCCAACUCCAUAUCCGAGAGCGCGCCCGUCAGGGUUCCAUUUCACUUUAAAUGGCCGGGCACUUUCUCUCUGAUCAUUGAGGCGUGGAAUGCUGAAUCCUCUGGACUGGACUCCACAGGCAACCAGAACAACCUGAUCAGCCGCCUGGCCACGCGCCGCAGGCUGACAGUGGGGGAGGACUGGGCCCAGGACGUGCACUUUGGGAACCAGAGCGAGCUGCGCUACUCCUACCACGUGGUAUGUAACGAGUAUUACCAUGGUGACGCAUGCUCCGCCUACUGCCGCCCACGGAACGACACCUUCGGACACUACACCUGCGACGAGGAGGGGAGUCGGCGGUGCCUGGAGGGGUGGAGGGGGGAGUACUGCUCUGACCCCAUCUGUGCCGCAGGGUGCAGUGACAUGCACGGGUUCUGCGACUCUCCCGGGGAGUGCGUGUGUCGCCAGGGCUGGCAGGGCGACCGAUGCGACGAGUGCGCCCGACACCCCGGCUGCGUCCACGGAACCUGCCAACAACCCUGGCAAUGCAACUGCAAGGAGGGCUGGGGAGGCCUGUACUGCAACCAAGACCUGAACUACUGCACCAACCACAAGCCCUGCCAAAAUGACGCCACCUGCACCAACACCGGCCAGGGCAGCUACACCUGCACCUGUCGGCCCGGAUUCACCGGCAAAAACUGCGAGAUCGAAACCAACGAGUGUGACAGCAACACCUGCAAGAACGGUGGAAGCUGCAACGACUUGGUGAAUGACUAUUCGUGCACGUGUCCUCAGGGUUUCUAUGGAAAGAACUGUGAGAUCAUUGCCCUCACAUGUGCAGACGACCCGUGUUUUCAUAAUGGAACCUGUGUGGAGAACGUUGGCGGUGGGUACAGCUGUCGUUGUUUACCUGGAUUCACCGGCUCCAACUGCGAAAAGAGGAUCGGCAGAUGCAGUAGCAACCCCUGUGCUAACGGUGCUCAGUGUUUGGACCUCGGCAGUCGGGUCAUGUGUCGCUGCCGGCCGGGUUUCACCGCUUCUCGCUGUGAGACCAAUAUUGACGACUGUGCUUCCAACCCCUGCCGCAACGCUGGCACCUGCGUUGACGGGAUUAAUGACUUCAGUUGUACGUGCACCCUUGGCUUCGCCGGCAAAGACUGCUCGGUGCGCACGAGCCUCUGUUCCCAGUUCCCGUGUGAAAAUGGCGGCACGUGUUACACCCACUUCACCGGCCCUGUGUGCCAAUGUCCGACAGGUUUCGUGGGUGCGCGCUGCGAAUACCAGCUCAAGCCGACCACCAAGAUGCCUCCGACUCCCCCUCCCCCCGUGGUGAUGGUGGCCUUCGCCCUCGGGUUGGUGACGCUCGCUCUGCUGAUGUGCGCCACCGUCUUUAUUCUGCGUCAACUCCGCCGCAGCAGGGAGCUGACGGCCAUUUCUACAUCGGUUAAAAACGACCUGGAGACAGUGAACAACCGCAAUGCUGUGAUUGGCGGGGGCGGAGCCAUGAACGGGGGCCUACCGGGAGCACCGCUGGGCAGCUUAAAGGAGAAGGAGGCGUUCCUCAUCCCUGGAGGGCAGCUGAAAAUGUCCAAUAAGGAUGCAGCGCUGGUGGAGAAGGGCGGCGACAACGCAGCCAUUUACAAAAACAAAAUGGUCGACUGUAACCUGGUGAAGGAGGAACAGCACAUGGAUAAGAACAAGUUCGACUUUAAGAAAUCUGACUCGUCCAUCAUCGUCCCUCCUCUCAGUUUUGCGAAGGACAACCUGUACCACCCGGUCUUCAUCGUUCCUGAGCAGAUGGAACAGUGUGUGUUCGCAACCGAGGUGUAACUGUCCAACGUUCAGCCCCACCAGUAGAGUGGAGGAACGCUGAAGGACAGUUCAGCCAGAGGAUUGAUUCUACAGACUUUUUUUUAUUUAAUAUUUAUUGGUGCUGCUCAGUGAAGAGACUUUUUUUUUUUCCUUCUUUUCUGCUUCAAUCUUUGGAUGAGUCUGAAAAAAGGCAGUGGUGGACGAGAGAAAAAGGACAGACUGAAUGUCUGGCAUUAUUUGCACUAUUUAUCUUUUUUAUACCUGAAAUCUUAAUAUAAUUUUUGUAACUACAUCUGAUUUUUUUGGGAUCGAACAAGAAACAGAGGAAUUAAAAACUGGAAUUAUCCACCAAUCGGAAAGACCGGUACCUUUAGGAAAAACUACAAAUCUACUGUUUCCUGUGAGAUUUCUCAAAAAGAUGUCAAUCAAAUCAUCAAAGGAAGACUUUACAGCUCCUUGUUGUUGUUGUUAUUGUUGUUGUUUUUUUUUUUGCGUGACUUUCCGCUGUCAGUGCUUUUAACCCACACUGAUUUCUUUGUGUGGAUUCUUUGAAAGCGAAGCAUCCCGCUGUGGCCUGAACAUGAGCCUUACAAUCACCGUCCAAACCUGUGAACUCUGAAGUGCCUCUAAAAGAAAAAAAAAACAACUGCAACAGAACUUAAAGCAAACGUUCACAAAGAAACAACGAGGGACUAGUUUUAGAGAAAGUCCAAGUGGAACAGGAAGUCCUGGUCUCAGUCUUAAAAACAGUUUCUAGUGAAUCUUAAGCAUCAACAAUCAUCAAUAUCCCAUUUUCACAUCAUAAAAGAUAAUCUGCUUUUGACAAUUUCUAUGUUGUAAUUCUUUUUCUCGUGUACAUGUACUUCCUGCCAUUCCCACCUUUUUUUUUUUUAAAUUCUUUUUUUAUGAAUCAUUAAUCCAAACCUAAACCAGCUGCCUUUAUUAACCACUGCUGUUGAAGUACGUAAACAGGAAAAUGAGUCCGAAACCCAGACCGUUCGGACCGGGUCUCAGACUCCAGAACCGUCCCAGCUUCAAUAUUUAAAAGAGCGAAGGACUCCAAAGAGAGUUUAUUCAUCCUCCUCUUUUAAUCCUCCAGUUGAUACCAAAAAUAUGUGUUCCUGUGUAGUCACACCGUCAGUAAUUUAAGAAAACAAUGCAAUGUGUACAUAUCCUCUAGAACAUAGUUUUUCCUAUUUAAUUUUUUUUUUUUUGGUAAAUAAUGUAUUUAUGAAAGAGAAUUGUACAUAUGUCUAUGUUUAUGUGCCUAUUGUUUCUGUCAAAAUCAAGAAAUAUAUUUUUUCAUAAAUAAAUUAGAAAAGUAUUCUGA